AGUUGCUGGCACAUUUCGCACUUGCAUUCUUCUUCUGUGUGCCAUUCCAAGAGCUUUCCCCUGGAUUUCACCACAUCGACUGCACCUAAUAACGCUAGGAUUCUUCCAUUAUAUCUCUCAAGUCACCGUCCACCUCAUAAACACCAUCCGUUCCCCACUGUGGCAUAAUAUAUCUCUCCUCCGUCAAAGGGAUAACUUACUCCAUCACUCUCAAUUCACUCAUACAACAACUAUCCACUCGUAUUGAUACCAAACCAAGACCAUAAUAUGUCCUCCACAACACCAGCCACCGAACCAGACCAACUACCACCCCAUCUCGAUCCCCAAACCUACCCCCGCACAACCACCAACCCCACCCUCAACACCCACAUCACCCUAACCUACCACCCCCUCGAUCCCACGAGCGCACUAUCCAAGAUCUCCUCUCCCAACGCCGGCGCAAACGUCCUCUUCCUCGGCACGACACGUAACUCCUUCGAAGACCGCCCCGUCGCACAACUAAGCUACACCGCGUACCCGCCUCUCGCGCUGAAGACGUUAUCCAAGAUCGCGGAGGACGCUGUGGCGAAACAUGAGCUGCUAGGUGUUGUGAUUGGGCAUCGACUCGGAGAUGUGCCGAUUGGAGAAAGCAGUAUCGUGAUUGCAGUUAGUGCGGGGCACCGCGGUGCGGCGUGGAGGGCUGGCGAGGAGGUGCUGGAGCUGUGUAAGGAGAAAGCGGAGAUAUGGAAGAAAGAGGUAUUUGUAGAUGGGCAGGGGGAGUGGAGGGCGAAUAGGGAUCGGGAUGCGGAGGGGAAGUUAGUACAGGGAUGAAAUGGGAUAUUAAGUCGUCUUAUUUUACAAUCACAGAG
Molecule: messenger RNA, 848 nt
Organism: Aspergillus welwitschiae
Lineage: Eukaryota; Fungi; Ascomycota; Eurotiomycetes; Eurotiales; Aspergillaceae
Product: molybdopterin synthase catalytic subunit
Exons: 2
Coding region: 268-810 (180 amino acids)
Biological process (GO): Mo-molybdopterin cofactor biosynthetic process
Cellular component (GO): cytosol
Molecular function (GO): molybdopterin synthase activity
Source: RefSeq, a predicted model, not a curated record